AAAGAAUAUCAGUUUUUAAGGAUUCAUUCAUACAUUGUUUAUCAAGAGCCGUGGCCUAUUUAUUGGUUAUUUGUUAUCUGAUAUUAAAGAUCUAUGACAUGUUUAUUAAGAAGGUUUCACCCCAAUAUAAGAUUAGUCAAGAUUCAAAUCAUGGCAAAACGACCCAGUUCUGAUAUGGCUGGUUUUAGAGAAGAAUUCUCCAAGGCAAAACACAUAGUAGUAUUAACUGGUGCUGGGGUAAGUGCAGAGAGUGGGGUACCAACAUUCAGAGGUGCUGGAGGUUACUGGAGGAAAUGGCAAGCUCAGCAACUGGCAUCUCCUGAGGCUUUUACUGACAAUCCAUCCUUAGUAUGGGAAUUUUAUCAUUAUAGAAGAGAAGUUAUGGCCUCAAAACACCCAAACCCAGCCCACAUUGCCAUAGCAGAAUGUGAAAAGCGUUUAAAAUCCCAGAAUAGAAGAGUUGUGAUUGUUACUCAGAAUAUUGAUGGUUUACAUAAAAGAGCCGGAUCAGAGGAUAUUAUAGAAUUACAUGGUAAUUUGUUUAAAACAAGAUGUCUAAAAUGUGGAGAAAUAGCAGUUAAUAAUGAUAGUCCUAUUUGUGAAGCUCUACGAGGAAAAGGGGCUCCGGAACCAGACGCUCCAGAUGGUAAAAUUCCUGAAGACCAGCUUCCAAGAUGCAAGAAAACAGAUUGCUCUGGUUUAUUGAGACCCCAAGUUGUCUGGUUUGGGGAAAAUUUGGAUCCAAAAGUUUUGGACAAAUCUUUUUCAGAAUUAGAAAACUGCGAUCUCUGUUUAGUGGUAGGAACAUCAUCUGUUGUUUACCCAGCUGCCAUGUUUGCACCACAAGUAGCCAGUCGAGGUGUUACUGUAGCAGAAUUUAAUAUUGAAGAUACUGUAUCUACCGGGGUUUUUAAGUAUCAUUUUCAAGGACCUGCUGGAGAGAAUUUACCAAUAGCUUUAGCUUAACAUGAUACAGAAUAACUGAUUUAAUUUCUAUUCUUUCAAUCAAUAUUUUCUUUAUGAGAUAUUAAUUUAAUAAUGAAUCACAAACCGAACAAACUGAUGCCCAUCAAAACCAUAAGCUUUAAUACAUACAUGCCCAUACUGAUGUAUAUUUGAGAUUGUAUUUUAUUUUAUUAUCUAAUUAUCUGGAUCUCAGCUGUUUGCCUAUAGUAGAGCUAUGAUAUUGGUCCAAUUAAAAACAUGAACAGUCCUAUUCAAUUUCAGGAAGUCUAUCAACACAAUGUAUAGUAUCAGUUAUCAUUUAUUUUAGUAAUUAGCAGUCGUUGAAAGUCAAACAAUGCUUAUAAUCAUUGAUUCCCAAUCAUAAGUCACCAACGUCUUGUAUUUUGUUUGUUUGUGUUGAUUAAGGAAAUAUAAAUUUGCAUUUUGUGUUAAGAGUUGACUUACAUUGUAAUUUCCUUCAUCAAAACUAUCAUAAUUAAUCAAACAACUUUGCUCCACUUACUACUAGCUAAUAUAAAAUUUUUUGUUUUGUAAAAUAUAUUCUGAAUUAAAGAAGAUUUUUACUAAG
Messenger RNA from Lottia gigantea (owl limpet), 1534 nucleotides. RefSeq lists its product as hypothetical. Lineage: Eukaryota; Metazoa; Mollusca; Gastropoda; Lottiidae. The record is from RefSeq and is a predicted model, not a curated record. The transcript has 10 exons. Gene Ontology annotation, molecular function: protein-malonyllysine demalonylase activity; protein-succinyllysine desuccinylase activity; NAD+ binding. Bases 94 to 966 code for a protein of 290 amino acids.